Molecule: messenger RNA, 649 nt
Organism: Fomitiporia mediterranea MF3/22
Lineage: Eukaryota; Fungi; Basidiomycota; Agaricomycetes; Hymenochaetales; Hymenochaetaceae
Product: ribosomal protein S19/S15
Exons: 4
Coding region: 6-287 (93 amino acids)
Biological process (GO): translation; ribosomal small subunit assembly
Cellular component (GO): cytosolic small ribosomal subunit; ribosome
Molecular function (GO): structural constituent of ribosome; RNA binding
Source: RefSeq, a predicted model, not a curated record
GAGAAAUGCGUCCGUCGCUCGCUGUACUGGGCGGUAGGUCAGCAUGGAAAGGACCAUACUUCGUGUCGUUCCCUAACUUGCGCGAUGCGCUGAACAACCGUGUACCUAUCCAAACGGACGCUCGUGCUUGUACAAUUUUGCCUAAUUUCGUGGGGAUACGAUUCAUGGUGCACAACGGGAAGACGUAUGUGCCCGUCAACGUGACGCAGGAUAUGGUGGGGCAUAAGUUGGGCGAGUUUGCGCCGACGAAGAAGAGGUUUGUUUAUCGGCAAACCAAAAACAAGUAACCUAGAUCAUUACAGGGAUGCAUUAAUUCUGGCGUAUAUUUACGUGGACAAAUAUUGGUGCCAUAUAAUGAUAUUAUAUAUUCGCUACCAUGAGGUUCUCAGCAGCAUCACCUCUACGACUUCGCUUACUCCUCGCCUCGUAACCAGCUGUGUACCGAACAUCUCUGCCACUCUUAUCCUUCAAUGUAGUACACGUUCCCGCCCUCUUGUCCGUCGUCUCUGAGUUUGGCCAAGAAGGUUUGAUGGAAAUAAUAAUUAAAAGAGCACUGGCCCAUGGCAGAGCAUCCUUGUCUUGGCAGUGUAUUUCGAUGUAAUUUCCUUAUACUUCUCCGGCCACUGCUAGUAGACAACAAGUGGCUACA